Danaus chrysippus (African queen) is the source of this 354-nucleotide messenger RNA. The record is from the annotation of a GenBank genome assembly. Lineage: Eukaryota; Metazoa; Arthropoda; Insecta; Lepidoptera; Nymphalidae.
AUGAAAUAUUUAAUAAUAAUAUCAUGUGUACUGAUACUCAAUGCAGUGGGCUUAAAGAUUGGAAACAAAGAGUCUAAUUUAAGAAAUGAAGAUGAAGGAACAGAGAUUGAGGAAGAUCCACCAAUCUAUGAUCUAAAGGAAGCUCCCAAAUUGUUCGAAAAAUUUGUUAAGGACUACAACAAACAAUAUGACAACGAUGAAGAUUACAAUAAACAUUACAAAAACUUUGUUUCAAACUUGGAAUACAUAAAUGAAGUCAAUUCUCAGGGACGAUCUUAUUCCGUGGACAUCACCAUGUUUGCUGAUGAUGACGAAUCUGAACUUGAAGUAUUCACAGGAGGCUUCGACGAGUGA